This is a messenger RNA of Drosophila teissieri, 1272 nucleotides long. Its product is annotated as beta-1,3-galactosyltransferase brn. Lineage: Eukaryota; Metazoa; Arthropoda; Insecta; Diptera; Drosophilidae. Gene Ontology annotation, molecular function: UDP-glycosyltransferase activity; hexosyltransferase activity. Gene Ontology annotation, cellular component: membrane. The record is from RefSeq and is a predicted model, not a curated record. The transcript has a single exon. The coding region runs from base 32 to 1015 and encodes 327 amino acids.
CACUGGUGGAUUUGUUUUUAUUUUGGUCGCAAUGCAAAGUAAACACCGCAAACUGCUGCUGCGGUGCCUCCUGGUGCUGCCCCUCAUCCUCCUGGUGGACUACUGCGGGCUGCUGACCCACCUGCACGAGCUGGACUUCGAACGGCACUUCCAAUACCCGUUGGACGAUGACGCCGCAUCCGGAUCUGGAUCCAAAUCCUCUGGACUAGAAAAGUUCUCCUACCUGCGAGUGCCCUCUUUCACGGCGGAAGUGCCAGCUGACCAGCCUGCGCGGCUCACGCUGCUCAUCAAGAGCGCCGUGGGUAACUCCCAGCGGCGGGAGGCCAUCCGCCGGACGUGGGGCUACGAGGGUCGCUUCUCAGACGUCCAUCUGCGACGAGUGUUCCUGCUGGGCACGGCCCAGGAGAGCGAAAAAGACGUAGCCUGGGAGUCCCGGGAGCACGGCGACAUUCUGCAGGCGGACUUCACGGACGCCUACUUCAACAACACGCUGAAAACCAUGCUGGGAAUGCGCUGGGCCAGCGAGCAGUUCAAUCGCAGCGAAUUCUACCUCUUCGUGGACGACGACUACUAUGUUUCGGCCAAGAACGUGCUCAAGUUUUUGGGCAGGGGGCGUCAGAGCCACCAGCCGGAGGUGCUAUUCGCAGGACACGUCUUCCAGACAUCACCGCUGCGUCACAAAUUCAGCAAGUGGUACGUUUCGCUGGAGGAAUACCCCUUCGAUCGCUGGCCACCGUAUGUGACCGCCGGGGCGUUCAUGCUGUCGCGGAAGGCACUCCGUCAGCUGUACGCCGCCAGCGUCCACCUGCCCCUCUUCCGGUUCGACGACGUUUAUCUGGGCAUCGUGGCCUUGAAAGCGGGAAUUCCCCUCCAACACUGCGAAGACUUCCGCUUCCAUCGGCCGGCGUACAAGGGACCGGACAGCUACAGUUCGGUGAUAGCCUCGCAUGAGUUCGGAGAUCCCGAGGAGAUGACUCGGGUGUGGAACGAGUGCCGCUCUGCCAACUACGCGUAGCAGCAAGGACAGGACUGAAGACCGUUGGAGAUUGUAUAUACGAACGAGUCAACACCUAUACAACAGCCUUAUAAAGUAUAUUAGGAGGAGCAGAUAAUACCUCAACCGUUCAGUGAGACUUUAAACUAAGCAGCUGGUGGUAAUAGUGCAAGAUUCCAAGAGUAAUUCAUUUUAAUUGUAAGCAUAAUGAUAAAACAGUUGAUUUAUUGUGAGUUAACAUCAAUUCAUAUUUAUAAAGAUUAUGUGCAAAUGUCGGA